This is a messenger RNA of Morus notabilis, 1842 nucleotides long. RefSeq lists its product as uncharacterized. Gene Ontology annotation, molecular function: nucleic acid binding; RNA-DNA hybrid ribonuclease activity. NCBI's taxonomy places the organism in Eukaryota, Viridiplantae, Streptophyta, Magnoliopsida, Rosales, Moraceae. The record is from RefSeq and is a predicted model, not a curated record. The transcript has 10 exons. Bases 398 to 1384 code for a protein of 328 amino acids.
AAAAAAGGUCAUAAUUCAGAAAACCGAAAUGCCCUCGCUUCACUCUCUUCCCCCUCUGUAUCGAAGUGCCACCGCAGCCAUCCAAUCUCCGCCGGAACGCGUCGUCGUCCUCCUCUCAGAUUAGCAGGUCAACACACGUUCAAAACGAGAGAAAAAAAUCAACCUCACGACAUAAUCGCGUAUUCUAAAGUAAAAAAAGGAACACACUUUGACCUCAAUUAUGCUAAAUCCCUUGGAGUUUGGACAUGUGAUCGGAGAGGAAAAGCCAUCGGAGGUUUUUGGGUUCUGGGCAGCCAUCCCAUCUUCUCUUUGCUUCAAAAUUCAAAUUUUGAAUACAAAAGAUUAGGGCUUCCAUUUGGGUAAUUCUCACGCUUGUUUUGAAUUUGAAGAGUUAAAAAUGGAGGAAGAAAGCAACGCAUUUUAUCUUGUUAGGAAGGGAGAGAUGAUCGGUAUAUAUAAGAGUUUAAGCGAUUGCCAAUCUCUAGCAGGAUUUUCGGCGUGUGAUCCUUCAAUCAGUGUGUAUAAGGGCUAUAAUAUGCCCAAGGAUGCUGAGGAUUUCCUUUGCUCACACGGGCUUAAGAAUGCUUGUUACUCUGUAUGCGUCAAUGAUGUUAAAGAUGGUCUUUUUGGUAAACUUGGGUCACUAGUUGCUUGUCCUUACCAGGAACCAGAAUCCUUUGAAGUAGAAGCAUCUGACGACUCUUCACCAGAGAGAUGGCAGGAAGCCAUUAAGUUAAUGGAAAUUGCUGAGACGGCUGGCUGUAGUGCAUUAACAAGCCCUAAAAAAAAAUUAAAAUCAGAUAGUUCCAUGACUUCCGUUGUAACUCCUACAGUUUCGUAUAGUCGUGAAAGUGUUGUAGGUAGUUCGAUACUGACAGUUGCUCAAAAUAAAAAUUUCAAGUUCGAUGAUUCGAUGACUUACAUUAACACUCAAACAGUUUCUCUAAGUUGUGCUUCCUGUACUCUCGAGUUUGAUGGUGCUUCAAAAGGAAAUCCUGGACCAGCUGGUGCUGGAGCUAUCUUACGUGCUGACGAUGGAAGUGCGAUCUGGAGGCUACGACAAGGGCUUGGCAAGGCAACAUGUAACGUGGCCGAAUAUUGCUCAGUGCUUUUAGGAUUGAAACAUGCCCUUAAGAAAGGGUUCAAACAUAUACGCGUUCAGGGCGACUCUAAACUUGUCUGUAUGCAGAUUUCAGGUCUAUGGAAAACCAAAAACCAGAAUAUGGCUAACUUGUGUGAACAGGCAAGGGAGCUCAAGGAGAAGUUUGUUUCGUUUCAGAUCAAUCAUGUUCUGAGGGAGUUCAAUUUUGAGGCUGAUGCUGAAGCCAACCGAGCUAUAAAUCUCAAGGAUGGACAAGUAGAAGAGGAUUGUCAGAGGAUGUAACUUAAGUUUCUACCAACUGCUAUUUAUUCUUAAUACUUUAUAGGUUGUGGGCACAAUGGUUUGGGUGAAUAUCUUUUUGUUCAGCUGAUGUAUAGAAUAUCCAACUAUGGUACAAGGUCUUGAUGUAUUAAUACUUUUUUUUAAAAAGGAAAACAUGAAUACUUUUUAUGCUUAUUUAUGGCUGUAAUAUAACACUUUCGGAAAAGGCAUUUGGAAUUGAACUUCUCUUAAACAAUGCCCUCGACGCAGGAUGCAGGGUUGUCCCUUUGCAUGUAGCAAACCUUCUGCUGACCAGUUUUUCCAUACAGGAACCUCUCUGAAGCAUACUGACGAAAGAGAUUGUGAUUCUUAUUAUUCUGCAACAUAAAACAAGUUUUUGUUUAUGUAUAAUGUAUGUAGGUAUUUUUGUUUGUGCAUGCAUUAUAAUUGUAGUUUCAAUAUUUGCGCUGCUAAUUACA